This is a messenger RNA of Alternaria atra, 918 nucleotides long. RefSeq lists its product as uncharacterized. NCBI's taxonomy places the organism in Eukaryota, Fungi, Ascomycota, Dothideomycetes, Pleosporales, Pleosporaceae. The record is from RefSeq and is a predicted model, not a curated record. The coding region runs from base 1 to 918 and encodes 305 amino acids. The transcript has a single exon.
AUGGCAGGGAUGGGAACAUUCAUCAAUCUUCAAGAGCUGAGAGUUGAGGGCGGCUUCCCAGAUAACGAUCCGGCCGAAGUCGAUCCUACAUUUGAGCGCUUCAUUGCUGCUUUGCCGCCGUUGAAGACGCUUGUGGUCGUGGGUGUGGGGGAUGUGACAUUUACUACUAUUUUACAGCACCACGCCCCAGGUCUGCGUCACCUUCAAAUCAAACAGCGUAUCCUAUCUCUCCCAAAUGUUCGCGAAGUAGUCAACACAUGCUCAAAGGUACGGGAACUGACCAUCGAGAUACUGCGUACUGGUGGAGACGCAGAAGAAGUCAAGAAAUAUCAAGCAAUCAGCCACAUGCCCGACCUGAUUAGCCUCACGCUGGAGCUUCGCUGCUCAGAGUACGCACCGACUGGGCCGGACGCACCAUGUAUGAGUAUGAAUUUCCCUGGCAAGGGCUUCAUCCAUCAGGCUUUGAUAAACGCAGCACUGAAUGAAAUGCUCGCAAAAUCAAUAUUUGCUACAAUACGAAAAUCUGAUACCCAGGCCAUUUCCCCUCUUUCGCGUGUAGAGUUACACAUGGAUGGUUUGCAUACCAUCAAUAACAACAUGACUGAUUGUGCUUUCCAGAACGCUGCACGCUGGAUCGCACGCAGCUGGGUCUUCCAACGCGAUCCGCGAGAUACGCAUUGCCACGAGUUCACUCUGACGGAGCUUGGCCUGCGGGACAGGCUACGCGCUGGCCGAGAGUUCUAUAAAACUCUCGAUAGCCGGAGCGGGCAUCGCCGUUGGUCGGAUAUUUGGAAGAAGAUUUGGCCAGGAUCGGGAGACACAUGGAAAGACAACUGGCGCAGCUUCCCUCUCGUUGUUGGAAAUGAGGGUGCGUCAAGCUUCGACGUCUUGAAAAGCAGCUCUGAACCAGAGCGCUAG